CAAAUUUCGAGCCCGAACGAACAAUACGCGUAUUCAAACUUACAAACCAUGUACCAGCGAGAACGCAAUCCCAAUCUGUUCCUCGGCGGUGAGCGUACAUCUGGACAAGAUGUACGUUCAGCUAACGUCUUAGCAGCAGUGUCGAUCGCCAACAUUGUCAAGAGUUCAUUGGGACCCGUUGGUUUGGACAAGAUGCUUGUCGAUGAGAUCGGUGACGUUACCAUCAGUAACGAUGGUGCUACCAUCCUUCAACUUCUUGAAGUCGAACACCCUGCCGGAAAGGUCCUCGUUGAACUCGCUCAACAGCAGGAUCGUGAAGUUGGUGACGGUACUACAUCAGUCGUUAUCAUUGCCGCUGAAUUGUUGAAACGCGCCAACGAACUUGUCAAGAACAAAAUCCAUCCUACUACCAUCAUCACUGGUUACCGAUUGGCUUCAAAGGAAGCUUGCAAGUUUAUUGCCGACCAGAUGGCUGUCAAGGUUGAUACUCUUGGAAAGGACUGUUUGAUUAACGCUGCCAAGACCUCUAUGAGCAGUAAGAUCAUUGGAUCUGACUCUGAUUUCUUUGCAAACUUGGCUGUCGAAUCUAUGCUCGCUGUCAAGACCACCAAUGCUCGUGGUGAAAGUAAAUACCCUGUCAAGGCUGUCAAUAUCCUCAAGGCUCACGGUAAAUCUGGCCGUGAAUCCAUCUUCGUUCGUGGUUAUGCUUUGAACUGCACCGUCGCUUCACAAGCCAUGAAGACUCGCGUUCAAAACGCAAAGAUUGCUUGUUUGGACAUGAACCUCCAAAAGACCAGAAUGCACAUGGGCGUCAACAUCGUUAUUGAUGACCCUGACAAGUUGGAGGAUAUUAGAAAGAGAGAAAUUGAAAUCACAACUGAACGCAUCAAGAAGAUAUUGGCAACUGGUGCUAACGUCAUCUUGACUACCAAGGGUAUCGAUGACUUGUGCUUAAAGUUGUUCGUUGAAGCUGGAGCAAUGGCUGUCCGUCGUUGUAAGAAGGAAGAUUUGAAGCGUAUUGCAAGAGCAACCGGUGCUACAUUGACCUCAUCACUCGCCAACUUGGAAGGAGAGGAAACUUUUGAAGCUUCCUACCUUGGAUCUGCAGAAGAAGUUGUUCAAGAACGUAUCUCCGAUGAUGAAUGCAUCAUGAUUAGAGGUACAAAGACACAGAGCUCUGCAUCCGUCAUUCUCCGUGGUGCAAACGAUUACAUGUUGGAUGAAAUGGAACGCUCUUUGCACGAUUCUCUCUGCGUUGUCAAGCGCACCUUGGAAAGUGGCUCUGUGGUUCCUGGUGGUGGUGCCGUUGAAUCUGCUCUCAGCAUCUACUUGGAGAACUUUGCCACCAGUCUCGGAUCCCGAGAACAGCUUGCCAUUGCUGAGUUCGCCAAUGCUCUUCUAGUUAUUCCCAAGACCCUUGCCGUCAAUGCCGCCAAGGACUCAACUGAAUUGGUUUCCAAGUUGAGAGCUUACCACAACGCUGCUCUUAAUGCCGGAGCUGAUGAGCGUCAACGUGCUUUGAAGUGGUACGGUCUUGAAUUGAUCAAGGGCGAAGUACGAGAUAACUUGAACGCUGGUGUUUUGGAACCUGCCAUGUCCAAGAUCAGAAGUUUGAAGAGUGCAACAGAAGCUGCCAUUUCAAUUUUGAGAAUUGACGAUAUGAUCAAGGUUGCUCCUGACCAACCACAACAAGACGACGGCCAUGGUCACUAAUUUUCUUCGCAUACAACCCUAAAAAAAAUUCGAUACAUAAAGAACUGUAGAUUCAAAUGAACAAAUGAAACAUUCUAUUAUAAAAAAAUUUGCUUUUCAACUAUUUGAACAUUUAUA
Messenger RNA from Umbelopsis ramanniana AG, 1830 nucleotides. RefSeq lists its product as uncharacterized. The record is from RefSeq and is a predicted model, not a curated record. Gene Ontology annotation, biological process: protein folding. Gene Ontology annotation, cellular component: chaperonin-containing T-complex. Gene Ontology annotation, molecular function: ATP binding; ATP-dependent protein folding chaperone; ATP hydrolysis activity. NCBI's taxonomy places the organism in Eukaryota, Fungi, Mucoromycota, Umbelopsidomycetes, Umbelopsidales, Umbelopsidaceae. Bases 49 to 1713 code for a protein of 554 amino acids. The transcript is spliced from 6 exons.